Syngnathoides biaculeatus (alligator pipefish) is the source of this 2929-nucleotide messenger RNA. RefSeq names its product R3H domain containing 4 (gene r3hdm4). Lineage: Eukaryota; Metazoa; Chordata; Actinopteri; Syngnathiformes; Syngnathidae. The record is from RefSeq and is a predicted model, not a curated record. The transcript is spliced from 8 exons. Gene Ontology annotation, molecular function: nucleic acid binding. Bases 303 to 1097 code for a protein of 264 amino acids.
GGUAGGGGUUUCGUUGGGCUCAUGGGAUUCAUAAUAACGCCGCCACACAAGUCAUUCCAUGUCCAGAAACAAUAGGGCGCGUCUUACUUGGAUGCAUCGGCCAAUCAUAUUGCAGUUAGUGUCCAGCCUACAACACGGGUGGGAUCUUCUAAUAACGCUUCGGGACGGCUAUAUUUGUUCUUUGUAGCCACUGCUAACAUAAAAACUCAUCUUCACUCUAGCCACGCUUUAACCACAGAAUUUAGUCACAUAUCUUUGACGAGCUUUUGUUCACAUACCUCAACUAGGUCCUUCGGAAUAAGAUGGUCGUUUUGACUAAACACAAUGAAGAGCAGGAUUAUAUCCUGAUUGAGGAGCGUAAGUGCACCUCCCUACCCAACUCUCCAGCCAAGCGAGCGUGUCCCAGCAAAAAGAAGCAGUUCUAUAUCAACCAAGCCAUCCGCAACUCUGACCUCACGCCACGAGCCAAAGGCAAGAAGAGCCUGCGGCGACAGGAGAACGCACGCUAUCUUACCAAUCUUCUUGAGAGGGAUGACGAGUGCCCCAAAGAUGAACUGGAAGUUUGCAGUACUCCGGCAAUCCCGUCUAUCUUCACGGAGGCCUGGACCAAUGACGAUUACGUCGAGCCAUGGAGCGACUUCAUGAAUUGCUCUGGAGAAGAACAGGAGAGGCUUUUGUCUCUGCUCGAGCAAGAGGUGGCCAAGAAAAAAAUUGUUGGUUGUCUCCUUAAAGACCAGAGGAAUGUAAAUCCUGCCUUCACAGCUCAGGAAUGUUUCCAAAGAAUCGACCGAAGACUGCGGACAACUCUGAGACGGAAACAAAUCCCUGUGGGAACUCUGGAAGUGCUGGAAGAAAACCUUCUGAGCUUCUUCCUCGCGCAACCUCGUUCAGUUUACACAACCAACCUCUCCAGCAGAUUUUCUCGUUUGUGGCUUAGCUUUGAAAGGCUUCUGCUCCAUGCUGUCUGCCAGUACAUGGACCUUGUCUCUUCAAGCAGCAAUUUGCACGGGUGUCGUCAGACUGAAGUGGUGAACAAACAGGAGGACUUCCUGCCUCCUGCACUUCCUCUGUCAGCCUAUUUGGACCAAAGGUACUGAGAAGAAGCCCACCCUCACCUGCCUGGCCUUAAAGGAAACAGUAGCCCUGCAAUGUGCGCAUACAACAGAACCCUCAGCGACGCCGACCCGGGUUGGAAAAAUGUACAUACAAAAGUACCAUCUGUCAGGGUGAGCGUGGUUAGAAAGAAAACUUUGGGCUACUGGCCUGUUGAGAAACUCAUGAAUACUUAUGAAUUAACAAAAUCCCCCACCUUGUCACUUCACAUGAUAAAGCAGUUUGAAAACGCGUACUGCUAAUUAGUUAGCAUACAAUGCUCUUCCUCUGUUUAAAAGGGAAAUAUUAGUGAUGUUAACGUUUCGUCCCAUGGCAAAAUUAUUUCUAAGAUCCAUGCUAGUAUUCUGACCUGUUCCCACCCCCAUCAUUUUCUUGAUCUGCCAAAGUGGGAUCAUAUUUUUAUUCGGACCAUAUUCACAUUUGUUAACAGUACUUUUUCAGUUGAUGUAACUUUAAUUUCGCAGUAUAAUAAUUACACUCAUUGUCAAGUGUAUCCACUUGUGUAAUGGAAUGCAAAAGAAAAUCCAAAAACAUAUCUAGUUGGAUACAUUGUGGUCAUCUAGAACUAUGCAUUUCUAGUGCAUUAACAAAUUAAUAAUGAAAUCAUUUCCACGUUUUGCAUUUAGGUACAAAUUCUGUAUUAGUAUAUGUACUAAAUACUUUUUGGAUAGUUUCAUGCUUGGUCAUGAACAAUUGGAAAAAUGUUACCAAACAUGAAUAGUAAUCAAACAUUUUAAUGGCACAAUAUAAAAAAAGUGUACAUUUGGUGGGAGGGGGAAAAGAAAAAGGGUGGAAAAAAAAAAAAGCACUUGAUUGACUAGUGUAAGUCUGUAGGAUGAAAGUGUUGUCCUGUUGUUAGUGCAUGAAUAUUGAUUGUGUUGAAAUGUCUCACACAAGUAGAUGUCUUUGUUCCCCGGGUGGCCCAAAUAAUCAAACAAAACAAAAAGUAACAACAACAAAUUCUACUUUAUGGGCACAAAUAGUAGAUACCAGGGACAGCAGUUUUGUAGUUUUAUAAAUUGUUUUAUCGCGUACACAUUUAUAUCCGUUUCAGUUGAUUGUCUUCAAUCCACAAUUUGUCCAUGCAGCUCAGCCAUACUUGUGUAGAUUUAGUGUUGGUGUAGUGAAAGAGGCCGGGUCAAUGCUGACAGAUGCAAAUGACUUCUGAAGUCUCUUGUUGACAUAUACAAACUUCGCUUGUUUACACAGUCCAACCUCUCCCAUUGUUACAAAAAAAAUAAUAAUAACAUGGUAAUACCUGCUUAGCUCAGAUUUUGAAAAAGCACUUCUGCCUUAGGAAAGCAAAUCUGUUUCUACAUUUGUACUUGACUACACUUUUGUGAAAAAUAUCCAGGUUAUUUUUUAAGAGAAUUAAGUCCCAUGUUCUAUUUUCUUUAUAGUGUCGUCAUUGAACAAGGCUUGAACUGUUGGCCUUUAUUGCCAGCAACCAAAGUUUGUAUGAAAUCUAAUUUCUCAGGCUUGUAUGAUUUUUGUCACUCUGAAUAUCAUGUUGUAAUUUCACGUUUGUGUACAACAGUCACUUUAAGAUGACUUAUACAGCUAUCCAUCUUUGUUUGCCAACAUAUUCAACCGAUUGUACUGUAAAUACUAAUUAUGUGCCAACAUUUAGGACAGCUUUUACGUGUAAACGUUUUACACAAGAUUGUGUACAUUGUGUGCGCUAUGGUGCUUACUUAUAACUAUAAUCGCAACUGUUACGAUUGCCAUAUAUUUUUCUCUUGAUUACGUGCAUGAGAAUUUUGAAAAGCACUGUCCGAAAUGACAGUUUAAUAAACAGUACUUCAAGUGCACCAUC